This is a messenger RNA of Neurospora hispaniola, 747 nucleotides long. Its product is annotated as HAD-like protein. Bases 1 to 747 code for a protein of 248 amino acids. NCBI's taxonomy places the organism in Eukaryota, Fungi, Ascomycota, Sordariomycetes, Sordariales, Sordariaceae. Gene Ontology annotation, molecular function: beta-phosphoglucomutase activity; sugar-phosphatase activity. The transcript is spliced from 5 exons. The record is from RefSeq and is a predicted model, not a curated record.
AUGGGAAGCACCUUUAUAGACACUUCGGGCGCGGACUUCUCCGCGCCCCCCGUUCAGGUCACCUUCGACGGCCUUUUGUUCGACAUGGAUGGCACCAUCAUUGACUCUACCGCUGCUGUUGAGAAACACUGGGAGGCCAUCGGCAAGGAGAUCGGGCACUCGCCCGAGGUCAUCCUCCAGACCUCCCAUGGCAGAAGAUCCAUUGAUAUUCUCAAAGAACUUGCCCCGGAGAAGGCAACUUUGGAGUACGUUCAGCACAUGGAGGGUCUUCUCCCUAAGAAGUAUGGCAACGACGCGGUUGAGAUCCCCGGUGCCCGCGCCCUGCUUCAGGACUUGAUAGAUCGUAAGAAGCCGUGGGCCAUCGUUACUUCAGGUACUUUGCCGCUCGUUUCUGGGUGGUUAGACGUCCUCUCCCUCCCCCACCCCGCGCACCUCAUCUCCGCCGAAUCCGUCGUGAACGGCAAGCCCGAUCCUGCCUGCUACUUGCUCGGUCGCGAACGCCUCGGCCUCUCAAACCCAAACGUCGAGGUCUUAGUGCUGGAAGACGCGCCCGCGGGUAUUCGCGCCGGCAAAGCCGCGGGUUGCAAGGUCAUUGGCUUGGUCACCAGCCAUACGGUUGAGCAGGUGCUGGAAGCAGGUCCGGAUUGGGUGGUGAGGGAUUUAAGCAGUGUCAAGUUUGUGCCAGAGAGCAGCGGGGAUGGGAAGGUUACUUUGGAGAUUAGGGAUGCGUUGGUCUUGAAGAACUAG